AUGUAUAUUCGAGCCAUCAAAGCCCAAACAACAGAAUCUGCUUAUGACAAACAAGAGUCGAUACUCAAUGUACCUCAAUUUUUGGAUGCUCGUAAGUUUGAAAUUAAUGCUUUUGAAGAAUCACAGCUCAAGAGCAAAAAUGCUAUGGCCACAAGAUGUUUCCAAGCUUUGCCUCGUGCGAUGAGACGGAGAGCGGCAUCUCAUCAUGUUUCGAGGAUUCCAAAGAGGUUGCGACGCAAAGCGAUUCGUGAGAUGAAUGGUGCCAAUGGUCCCCCGCAAAAACGUCUGCCUCGAGGGAGGCAGUUUUUUAAGCUCAUGCAAAAGUAUAGGGUAUUGAAGGCUGCAUCUAAACUCAGGCAAGAUCGGCAAGAGUUUAACCCAACUUUAAAGCAUGGUAAUGUUAGGAAAUAUAUCAGGAGUAUAACGAGGGAAUUGUAUACACUACGAAAAAAUGAUCACCAAAAGCGCUUUCUAUUGAACAAUUCUGCUGGAGCAGUUGAUAGAGCUUUUGCUCUAGGUACCGCCCUUGGUGGUGGUAGUGAUGGUGGUAGUGAUGGUGUUGGCUUUGGCUUUGGUGGCAGCGGUGAAAAAGGAGGUUUUACUGGAGUUGAUCCUGCCAUGGCUGCAGCUGGCAAAUUGGCCACCCCGAGCUUGGGAGGUCUUAAAUAUAGAAGUCGACAGAAGGAAUUUGUAUGGGUUCCGACGCAUGUUUGGCAUGCAAAGAGAUUUAAGAUGUGUAAACAAAAUGGGUUUCAAAUUCCAUUCACACCAACUCAAAAAUGCUUCAAAAUGAUGAAUAGACAAAAUCGGUAUAAAACGGUAUGUUUCGAUACAUCGUAUUACGCUACGAUGGUUGUAUCCACAACUGUAGCGGCUACGUCUACGACUACGACAGCGGCAUCUCCAUUAACUGCUCAAGGCUUAGGGUCAAAACUCGACGACGUUACCUUUAGUAAAAUCCUUCAAAGUUUAUUAAAUAGAAACGGCCCCAUUCCUAAAUCUAUAAUACAGGGCAAAAAAUCUUACGUUGGAUGGAUAUACUGGAAUGGAAAGAGAAUUGCGCCUGGUUUGGUGUUUGUCAAUAGAAUGUGUGGACAAUUGCUUAUUCGGAUUCCAAACGAGACUUAUACGUUUUUCUUUGAGCAAUUCAACAAGGCGAUUGCUAAUGACGAAAUUAAAGCUCGAACCGUGGACUGCAGAUAUUCCAUAGGUGGCAUUGAUUUGUCGGGACCAAGCGGUCUACGAAGUUUGAGUAAAGUUUUCCACAUGAAAAAUACAUCACAGGAGAUGUCCAACAUCUGGUCCUCACUAUCAUCACUGAGUGAUAAUUCCUUAAUCCCAGUGGGGACAACUCUUUCAUUUAGCAUCUAUGAUCCAAGAUUAUGGAAAAGACCAACGAAAUUACCAAUAAGAAACAGUGUCGAGAGCAUCUACAAUGUUUUGAUGAAUUUGAAUGCUGGUCUGACCAUUGACCAUACAACUGCGAAUUCUUUGAUGACUUCACAAGGAAGGCAAGAUUCUUACAAAGAUCAAUUGACCAUUAAGGAAUUGGGAAAGAUAUUUCGUUACAAUACCGACUUUUCCAAAGUGCUGCAUAGCACAAUCCCGGUGAUAUUGAUCAAGACCGAGCCGCAGCGCUGGACAGUAUUGUGUCCGUGGUAUUGGGUUCUUCCUAUAUGGCUUCAGCUUGUUAAGGUUCUGGAUGUCAAGCCUGGUGGAUUAAAGCAAAUGCAGCAAUUUAGUUUUGAGCGAAAGCAACCUGUGUUUCCCAGAGAUUAUUUAUGGUUACCGGAAGGCUGGAAAUACAAUAAUAUAGCAGGUGAUUUAGCAAACGCGUCGGAUUCGAGAAAGCCAAAGAACGUGGUAAAAUUACAAGAUUCUGAGAAUCAAUUCUCUCAAGUUUUCAACGCGUACAAGGCUGACUGGUUUACUUUGAGGAAUUUGCUUUUCUUGUUAAAGUAUAGAAAACAAAUCAUGUCACCUGAUGGGGUAAUUGAUAAUCCUCUUGAUGACCCCGAAAGGAAACUAGAAACUAUUGACGAUGUGAUAGCAAUGACCAAGUUUUUGAAGAAGGAGCAAGAGCUUUGUCCCGAGUCCAUUCCUAUUAACAUUUAUGGUGGUAAGAAAAAAAAGGAUGAAAAUGGACAUGAAAAACUACUUUUCGAUGGAAUGGAUCAUGUAGAGUCCAUUCCCAAAAUCAUACUUACAAGCUUACCUGUUGUUCAAGUCUGUGUUCAGGUCACCAGAGAUGGCGUAAUUGAAGACAAUGCUAGACUAUAUGCUGUUCCUAAUAGCUCUGAUGUGAAUGCAAUUGGGUUUGUUACAACUGGUGGAAUGAAUUUAAAUGUGGGCAAAUGCACUGGGAAUGGCUGCAUCAUUGCAAUAGAGAAGUACAUGAAUAAAUCAGUAAAAACCAUUUACGUGAGGAACCCCGGCAAGUCCAGUAUAUAUGCUUGUACAUAUGAAUUAGUUGAUGUUUAA
This is a messenger RNA of Lodderomyces elongisporus, 2481 nucleotides long. RefSeq names its product ribonuclease P/MRP protein subunit (gene POP1). Gene Ontology annotation, cellular component: nucleolar ribonuclease P complex; ribonuclease MRP complex. Gene Ontology annotation, biological process: tRNA 5'-leader removal. Bases 1 to 2481 code for a protein of 826 amino acids. The transcript has 2 exons. The record is from RefSeq and is a predicted model, not a curated record. NCBI's taxonomy places the organism in Eukaryota, Fungi, Ascomycota, Pichiomycetes, Serinales, Debaryomycetaceae.